AUUCUCCAUUCACUUAUCCCUCUCAACAAUCUCAUCAAUAAUGGAAGAGCUCAGGGAAGCGGCGGUUGCUUAUUACAACAACGGCACCGAGGAACAAAAGAAUUUGGCACGUCAGUUUUUCCGGGCAAUGGACGUUGACGGUAACGGCCGUGUCAGCCUUCGUGAGUAUACCGACUUCUUGGGUAAAACCGCCGGUUUAGCUAGCUUCCAUCCCGAGAUGUUUCCGACGCUUGACCAAAAUGGGGACGGUCAGCUCGACUUCGCGGAGGUCUUGACCCUUUACUAUGUGGCUCGGACGCAUACCGUUUGCUGCGACGUGUGCCUCCAUGCUCUGAGUGGUUUAUACUUCACGUGUGUAACGUGCUUUGAAUCGAAAUGUGGCGACGACACGUUUGAUCUCUGCGUCAAGUGUUAUAAGCGGCAAGCUUAUAGCCAUCCGCAUCGUCUCUUCUUGGAUAGUAAUGUUUUAUUACGAGCUAAGCGUAACGAUCCUCUGCCGCCACCGCAGUCGCCACAACAGCCGCCUGAUGAUGAAAACCAGUCUGAAGAAGAAUCUGGGAUUGGAUGGUCGGGUGCGCUGAAAGCAAUGGAGGUCGGAUUUACUGUUGGAACCGCCAUUUCUGUAUGCACUAUUAUGUAACAACUCAUUUUCUACAUCAUUGUUGCAUUUUCUUUGGAUAUAUACUAUAAGUUUCAAUUGGCAGACUAAGAGAUCAAAUGCGAAUGUAAUGCGUUAAUUUUUGGCGAUCUCUCAUGGGUUCUAGAGUGGAUGGCUCCAUUGGAAAUUCUAUGGCAUAUUUCUAAGCGUUUCUGUCUCUCUUUUUUUUUGCUUAUUUUGUUCUUAAACCCUGCAUUAUUUCACAUAAUUGGUAGCUUCCAAUAACAAAGAUUCAACACAUUGUAGAACAUUCUCCUUAUAACCAAGAAUUGGUAGCACGAUC
Molecule: messenger RNA, 941 nt
Organism: Camelina sativa (false flax)
Lineage: Eukaryota; Viridiplantae; Streptophyta; Magnoliopsida; Brassicales; Brassicaceae
Molecular function (GO): calcium ion binding
Source: RefSeq, a predicted model, not a curated record